Saccostrea echinata is the source of this 2714-nucleotide messenger RNA. RefSeq names its product glutamate receptor ionotropic, kainate 2-like. Bases 202 to 2706 code for a protein of 834 amino acids. The transcript is spliced from 13 exons. The record is from RefSeq and is a predicted model, not a curated record. Gene Ontology annotation, biological process: synaptic transmission, glutamatergic; modulation of chemical synaptic transmission. Gene Ontology annotation, molecular function: transmitter-gated monoatomic ion channel activity involved in regulation of postsynaptic membrane potential; glutamate-gated receptor activity. Gene Ontology annotation, cellular component: plasma membrane; postsynaptic membrane. NCBI's taxonomy places the organism in Eukaryota, Metazoa, Mollusca, Bivalvia, Ostreida, Ostreidae.
AACUGUUUGUGCGUCAUUUUGGUUCCUGGAAGUUUUCUAUCCGGGUCUCGUAGCACACAGAGAACGUGGAAUGUACAUCUAUAAUUGAUGGCCCACAAAUGUCGAGGGGGAGUGUGGCUUGAUUUUCAUUUAUUAAUAUCCCUAUAGGGAAAUGGCAGAGGACAGGCCAAAUCCCUGAUAUCAUCAGAUUAGAGGUUGUGAAUGGUUCUGUGGAUAGACUGUGUUUCCUCGUGUAAAAAAGAGUGCUGCUUUCGGAGUGGGCUAAUGGGUCGCGUGUAUUACUUCGUUCUGCUGACCAUUCUGUUGGUGGACAGCAUUCUGGCCUUUGAUUAUUACCUGACUGCAGCGGUUGUCGGUUAUAAAGGUUCCAAUCGGAUAAAAGAGUUUCGCCAAACCCUGCUGAGGCAGAACCAUGACAGCGGUUAUUGCAAGAUAGAGUUUUUACAGCUAGAUUACGACCAGUCGGAUGGAGAUGCGGUGUACAAUUCCCUUAGUACAGCCCGGCAGACGCUGAACAAUGAGUCAGUUGUUGCUGUACUUGGACCAUACAUCGAUGUCUUCACGUCCAUGGCCUACGUCAUAACCAAGCAAGCACAUCUCAUCACAGAAAGGUCCGAGAGUUCUGAGGCUUCUUCGAGAUCCCUCCCGAUUCUUCCAGACUCCGGUUCAUUAGCUUAUGCUGUGUCAAAAAUUAUUGCUGAUGCCAUGCAAUGGAAAAAUAAGAAUAUCGCCUUCUUGUCUCAGAACGACUUUUCUAUGGUACCAGAACUUAGUCGGAGGGACGUGAAGGUUUGGCCGAUCCGUCUACCUCCCUACAUUAAGUCUGAGGGGGAUAAGGAGCUAAUGCUGACCCUCACCAGUUUACGCAGUGCUCAAAGGACAAGGCUAGUCCUCCAUUCCAUGAACAGCUCUGUCGUCAAAUUCGUCAUCAAAGCAGCAGAAAAGUUACUCUUAUUUCACAGUUCCUUGAGCUGGUUCAUAACAUAUUUGGAUUUUGAGGAUAUAACCUCCAUCAUGAAUAGGACGGCUGAUAUUUAUGGUCUACAGCUGUUAGACAGAAACUCGUUACCAUCCACCGACACUAACGAUGCCUUGGGAGAUGCUGUUUUGAGUGACUCUGUGGCUCUGUUACGUCACUUCCUCCAAAACAAGUAUGACUGUUCAGAAGAACCCCAACAAGACGUCAGUAUGAAAGCUGGGGAAGUUAUGGAGUUUGUAAACGAGCUCUCCAGUGGAAAAAGCACACCUUACAUUGGUGCCCUGGGCCAGUAUGUGUGGACCAAUACUAGCGACAACACAGGCAAAAUGAGGACACAGUAUUCCUUUGGAAUUAUGGGAUAUAACGGAACAACUACGAAGAUAGGCAACUGUUCCUUUAUCGGGAAGAACGUAACGAUAUUGGACACUAAACUGAUGCCAGCCCCCGACAAAAGCUUGGAUAAGGUGUUGGCGGGCCAAAUGUUCACAGUCAUCACGCGUGUUGAACCUCCAUUUGUGCUGAAAACAGUGAGUGGUCAAUACGAGGGUUUUUCUGUUGACGUUCUGAAAGAGAUUGCGGAUAAGAUGAACUUCAAUUUCGAAAUAAAGGAACUGGACAGCUUUACAAACAACAAGAGCGAUGUAAACGCCGACUGGGACACCCUUAUAAAACAACUUAUUGUAGGGAAUGCAUCUAUGGCAAUUGGUUCCUUGGCGGUAAAGUCCAGCAGAGAAGAACAAAUAUCUUUCUCCUAUACAAUCAUCUCGUCGACCAUCAGCAUGCUCUCAAAACGACCAGUCAACUCACCCGUCCUCUUUCAGUUCCUGUGGCCAUUUAGCUGGCAGCUUUGGGUGGUUAUUAUUGCGUUCUAUGUAGUCGCAGGUGGAGCAUUAUGGGCCAUGAGCAGAUACGACGUCACUCAAAAUGGUUCAGAGCAACAAUUUAAUUUGAAAGAAAGCAUUUGGUACUCCGUCAAUCUUUUCCUUGGAGGGGGUACCGAGUAUUCGCCACAGACGACAUCGAUGAGGACCAUGGUGGCAUUUUUCUGGUUUUGUACGCUUGUGAUCACUGCUGCCUACACCGCUAACCUGGCAGCGUACUUGACGCUACAACAACAAGACACGCGCAUAAAGACCGUGGACAAACUCUCUAAACAGAUGACAGUUAAGUACGGUCUGCAGAAAAACAGCGACCUCAUGUACUUCUUCAAAGAUUCCUCCAUGGAUCCGUACGAACGAAUGUGGGCCACUAUCAAACUGGAGGAAGAAAUCCGACUAGUUCCGGAUAGAGAGACUGGUGUUAGAAUGGUUAAAAAUGACGUUAACGGAAGUGAUUUCGUAUUCCUUGAUUUGGCCAAAAUAAACGAGUACACGGCUUUACAGAGAUGUGACAUGGAAUCGUACGAUCAGAACUUCAAGGAAACCAAGUUCAGCAUGGGGUUUCCAGACGGCGCUCCGUACAAAGACGAUAUCAACAGAGCCAUUUUGAUUCUGAAAGAAAAGGGACGUCUUGAUGCUCUAAUCAACAAAUGGUGGGCCAUUCCGCAGACAAGAGAGUGCGCGGACUACGUCCGGCCAGAAGACAUGAAGAAGCCGACAGCGGAGCUGGACCUUGACAACAUGCUGGGGGUAUUCAUUGUCCUGAUGGCGUGUGUCAGUCUCUCUGUGAUCAUUGAGGUCUCCAAGAGAAUUAGGAUAAUCAUCAACGGACGGGGGAAGAAAGUCUGAGAAUCAUG